Molecule: messenger RNA, 1353 nt
Organism: Trichomonas vaginalis G3
Lineage: Eukaryota; Parabasalia; Trichomonadida; Trichomonadidae
Product: spectrin binding
Exons: 1
Coding region: 1-1353 (450 amino acids)
Cellular component (GO): nucleus; cytoplasm
Molecular function (GO): protein binding
Source: RefSeq, a predicted model, not a curated record
AUGUCUAAUGAAGAGCGAUCUCAAUAUGGAAAUCCAAUUCCAGAAGAAUUCUAUCAUUGUAUUAAUAUUGAAGAUGCCGUAUAUAGUCUUACACCAGAAAACUUAGAUCGUCUCGCUAACAUUCUUAAAGAUAAACCAGAAAGUUAUCACGAUUACGUAUAUAGGUGCAUUGCAUCAGCUACCCGUUGUCAUAUUUUCAGCAUGAAAUUAUAUGGUCAGCUGUGGUUUGCUCUUGGCUGGGAACAAAAAUACGUCAGUGAUCAUAAUUUCGAUAAAUACGUUGCCUUAAUAUCAGAAAACCCAAAAUUUUGCGAUAACCCUUCUAUAACUUUCGAAUCAACUCCUUUACGUUACGAAAGGCCUCCGAUGUGUGAUUUAUUUUUACUAAUUUUUAAGAACCAGGUCACCGAAAUACAAGAAAUCGUUAAUAAUGAUCCCAGUAUCGUCAAUAAAAUGUAUUUCUUUGAAGGAUAUAAUGUUAAUUCUGUUGAUUUCUGUGCAUUAAUAGGAAACUACUUAAUAUUCCAGUACUUUGUUAACAAAGGUGGUGAAAUUACUGAUUCAACUGUCGAAUAUGCAGUAAGAGGAGGAAAUAUCAACAUUAUUCACUUUUUAGUUCAAAAUGGCUACAUGUUAAACGACUGCGUUGAUGUUGCUAUUGAAUUUCAUCAUACAAGGAUUGCAGAAUUACUAAUUCGAAACUAUCCAAGCGAAGAAAUGAUUGCAAAAUGCUUAAAGGCAGCUUUACGAGGAUAUAAUACUCAAGGCUUAUACCUUCUGAAGAUAUUUGGUCUAGAUUUUGAUCAUGAUGACUUUUCUAAUCAAUUUGUUCCAUAUUAUGCAGCUCAAUACGGAAAUCUUGUUUUAACAAGGUAUAUGAUAGAAAAGAAUGGCUUCUUUAUUAAUAAAAUUAAUAGAUCUGGGUAUUCUGCCCUUCAUUACGCUGUCAGAUCUGAAAAUCUCGAAUUAAUAAAAUAUCUUAUCACAAAAGGAGCGAAUAUCAACAUCAGAACUGGUAUGGGAGAAAUUGUUGAACAUAAAUUUCAGCCCUGGCAGAAAGAAGAAGAAGUUUAUGAGAUAAAAUUCACAAAUAAACUUCCAUUUGUCACAAAUUACAACUUUGACCCAUAUUCUAGAUCACAAGAUAAGAAUUUUUACGAAAAAAAUGGAAUGACACCAUUAAUUCUUGCUGUUCGUGAAAGUUCUCAGUGGGUUAGUGAUUAUUUGUUAGAAAUCGGUGCAGAUCCAACAAUUAAAGAUAACAGAGGCAAUGAUUACUAUUAUUAUAUAAAUAGAAUCCAACAAUUUGCUGAAGAGGAAGAAGAUUUUUACGAUGAAAUAUCUUCUUCUUAA